UAUAACACAUUAGAUCUGGUAAAAGAUCAUUCAAAGAAAAAAACGUUUUUUUUGUUCCAUCUUCUUUGAAAUGCAACAGAAAGGCCAUAAUGUAUAUUUCCAGCCCAGGAGCGAUUUAGAUUUUGGCCACUAGAUGGCAGCAGUGUAUGUUCAAAGUUUAAGACUGAUGCAAUGAACCAUUACAUUUAUGUUCAAAAUUUUGUAUCGAGACUGCCCAAAUGUGCCUAAUUGGUUUAUUAAAAACUUUUCAAGUUCAUAACUUUGCACUCUCCUCAAACAAUAGCAUGGUAUUCUUUCACUGUAAUAACUGCACUGUCCAAUUUACAGUAGAUAACUAAAAUGUAAGCAUUCUGCCUAUAUCAGAUAUGUCUAUGUCCUGGGAAAUAUUGUUACUUACAACCUCAUGAUAAUCGUAUUAGCCUACGUUAGCUCAACCGUCCAGUGAUCGCCCACUGAUCCUGUAGAGGUUUUCAUACAUGUAUCAUAUAGAGUGUGUGUGGCAGGCUUACAAUGAUGGCAACAAAAAACAACAUCUGAGAGUGUGCUGACCCUGGUGCUCGAGGGGGUAAGCCUCUGGAGGUUGAAUGUUUGAAGGGGUACGGGACUAUACAAAGUUUGGGAACCACUGGUCUAGAAUAUUUAAUAUAGCUUUAGGCAACAUGGUUCUAGGCCCAAAUAUUCUGUAUCACUGCCAUAUUAAUAGGCACACACAAUAGGAUGUAGACUAUCACAUCUGUAAUUAGGCAACAUGGUUCUGUUUGCCCAACACGGGUCAUAUUAGCAAAGUGUAUAGCCUACCUUGGUAAACGGAGGGGGAAACAAGUUUAAUGAGCAUUUCAUUGUGAUUUGUCAACAAUCGCGCUUCUAUGGCACGAGCUGCGAGUAAUGACACGCACGCACACCUGUCAGACAGCAUUCCUUUUUGAUGAAAGCUGUCAGAAAGUUAAUCAUGCACGAUGCGUUGAAAUGCCUUGCGCUCUCGACAGACACCACGAUACCCGCUGGCUGACUGACCCGUUUAGCUGGACGGACCGUUUCUGCGAUGUGAGCGUGAAUAAUUAUAUGAGAGCGAGAGAGAUAAUUCCACCUGACUCUCUUCCGAGACCGUCCACCCCUGAAGCUAAGGAAGCCAUCCCGAGAGAGUGUAAAGAAUGAGAUGGCAGAAGCUGACACCUGGAGAAAUACAAGAGCGGCGGAACAAGGCUACCCAUAGCUGUCUCUCUGCCUGGUGGAAUUACGCACGAUGGAUCAGCUCCACAUCACACACACCCUCCAACUCGCACUCCCUACCGCGCAGUACUCGACCUUCCCUCCUCUCCUCCCUUCAGGGGCCGGGUGGCAUCGCAUCCAGAGUCAUCGUCAAGAAGGUGAAGAGCAAAGACAAGGAUGAGGGGAAGGUGAAAUUACUAGGUAAAAAGAAGUCAGAGGUGAAGGCUGAUAAAGAGAAGUCGGAUGAAAGGAUGAAUGGAGGGAAAGAUGUUGUAGAAGUAGCGAUGAGGUCAGAUCUGCUGGACCAGAAACAGAAGAAAGAAGCAGACCUGGCCAUGAAGAACACAAAGGUGUCCCUGCUGUCCCCUGGGGGGUCUAAGGGGGGUAGUGUUGAGCUGGUAGACAUGUCACCACCGCCUAUAAACACAACAAAGAAGAAGGGUUUUCUGGGCAUCGGGAAGUCAGUGAAAAUAGGGAAGAAGAGGAAAGAGGGGAGAGUUGAGCUUCUUCCUUUCCCCAUACUGGACAUAGCCAGCCCAGACCUGGCUGACCCUGAACCUGUCAUGCUUCUAACCACCUUCGGAACCCCGGCCCCCCCUGGUGAUAUACCUAUACGUACCGUCAUGAUCCCACCUUCCCCAGCAGUACACAUUGUUCACUUACCCCCUGCCUCUAUACCUGCCUCAGUACUAGAUUCCCCCUUACCCCUGGAGCUGACUCAUAACCCAGUAUUUACCCUGUUACCCCCCACCCUGAAACCUGCACCAGCAGCUGAAACCAUUACAGUCGUUACACCACCUAACCCCAUCCCAGUGAUCCCUGACCCUCCUAUCAUUGAUCACAUCCCUGAAGCCCUCAGUCCUAAAACCCCAGCUGAAACCAUCCCAGCCCCCACCCUGCCAGUAUCAGUCCGCCCUACCCCUUCCCCUGUUACUGCCCCAUUCAGCCCAAUAUCAGCUCCCCCAGUCACCCAUAUACUCCCUGCUGUCCCCUCCCCACCUACACUCUCUACCUACACCCCACCUCCACCUGUUAUCGCCACUCCAUCCCCACCCCCUGACCCUACCCCCUCUCCUCCUCCUCCCCCUACACCUCCAGCUGCUGAUCUUGACCCUGAGUCUGUAGUAGUGGAUAUUGCUGUUAUAGUCGAGACCUCUGCCUCUCCACUUCCCUCUCACACCCCCCCUCCCCCGGCUGGUGACCCCUCAGUCGCACCCCCAUCCCUCCAGCCUGAGAGGCCCGUGGGGGUCCAGGAACGGCCACUCUCGGCCCUGUUGGCUCUAGGACGAGCAGAAGAGAUGAGUCCACCAAAAAAAAGAGGAUCAGAGAUAAUCUUCAAUGCCCUGGAGAAAGCUAAGAGGACGCUCACCAGCCCUCUUAUGACCCCCAUCCCCUCCAGACCUGUCAUGCCCACCAUAGAGGACCAAACCCCACCUCCCCACAGCCCUAGCCCCACCCCGGUGAAAUCGCUACCUGAGCUCCCACCAAUCGACUACGAUGACCAGGCAGGGGCGGCGGCCCCUACACCCCUGAUACCGGCCCUGGCAUAUAUUAUUAUUAUUAUUAUUAUUAUAUAGGUUUACAUAUCUAUGUGUGUGAAUAGACGGGUACAUCCCAGUUAGUUAUUUUAUUUAACCUUUAUUUAACUAAGCAAAUCCGUUAAGAACACACUGUUAUUUACAGUGACGGCCUACCCUGGCCAAUCCCUAACCCGGGUUAUAAUAGGUGCAUAGUAGGAAAUUCAAACUUGUAGUGUAUUUGACUUUCAAAAAGUGUUCUAAAGCUUGUAAUUUCCCAUUUGAAAUGUCAGACUUGAUUUGUCCUCACGAAAAAUGUAUCCAACCCUACAAAAAUGUCCACAAAUAAUAAUUCACAUUUCAUGUUGCUUCAGGAUUAUUAUCCUGCUGUAGAAAACUGGCUCAAAUUAAGAUCCUACAUCUGUAUAUGUUAUAUGUGCAGUACCAGUCAAAGUUUGGACACACCUACCCAUUCAAGGGUUUUUCAUUAUUUUUACUAUUUUCUACUAUGUAGAAUAAUAGUGAAGACAUCAAAACUAUAAAAUAACACAUGGAAUCAUGUAGUAACCAAAAAAGUGUUAAACAAAUCGAAAUACAUUUGAGAUUCUUCAAAGUAGCCACCCUUUGCCUUGAAGACAGCUUUGCACACUCUUGACAUUCUCUUAACCAGCUUCAUGAGGUAGUCACCUGGAAUGCAUUUCAAUUAACAGGUGUGCCUUGUAAAAGUUGAUUUGUGGAAUUUAUUUCCUCAAUGCGUUUGAGCCAAUCAGAUGUGUUGUGACAA
This is a messenger RNA of Oncorhynchus keta (chum salmon), 3510 nucleotides long. RefSeq lists its product as uncharacterized. The transcript has 4 exons. The record is from RefSeq and is a predicted model, not a curated record. NCBI's taxonomy places the organism in Eukaryota, Metazoa, Chordata, Actinopteri, Salmoniformes, Salmonidae. The coding region runs from base 1152 to 2786 and encodes 544 amino acids.